This is a messenger RNA of Phanerochaete carnosa HHB-10118-sp, 2138 nucleotides long. RefSeq lists its product as uncharacterized. The transcript has 13 exons. The record is from RefSeq and is a predicted model, not a curated record. Bases 200 to 1966 code for a protein of 588 amino acids. Gene Ontology annotation, molecular function: monooxygenase activity; heme binding; oxidoreductase activity, acting on paired donors, with incorporation or reduction of molecular oxygen. Lineage: Eukaryota; Fungi; Basidiomycota; Agaricomycetes; Polyporales; Phanerochaetaceae.
CAGAGAUGGUACUGACGGGACCUGGCUUCGCCGAUCGCUCACCUCAAACACGUUAGACAGCUGUGAUGGCUUCUAGUCUCCUCUAGUUCUCUUUCUGAAGCUCUGAGGUCCCACGGACUCGGUCUCUGUCCGCCCAUAUAAAUUAGUGCGGUGAAUAGAAAUUCGCAGCCACCUCGUCUUCAUCUCGAGCGUCGCGCACAUGGCCCUCCCUCCUGGACUGCUCUUCUUGCUGCCGAAAAUCCCGCAGUUGCUUGUGCCUCCCGUGACCGUGUGUCUCCUUGCGUAUCUUGCCCGGGUGUACUUUAGCUAUGCCGUACCUGCGUGGGCCCUCGCCGUGGCGUGUAUCCUGUCCUUGCCUGCCGCGUUCACGAUACUCGUGCAAUGGUACGACCACAAAAUCUACCGCGAAGCUACCGCACGGGGUUCGAAGCUGCCUUGCGCGGUGAAGUGUAAGUACCUCGGGGGCGUGGACAUUCUGACGAAGUACACCAAGGAAUGGGCCCAAGAAUAUGGCUGGACAUACAAUUUUCGCCUGCUCUUCAGGAAUACGAUCUUUACCGCCGAACCUGAGUACAUCAAAGUCUGCCAUAUAGAUUGUUUAAUAAUUGUACUGUCCCAGAGGAUUCUUGCCACGGAUUUCCAGGGCUUUGAAAAGGGUUCAUUAUGGCAUAACCAGCUGAAGUCAUUGUUGGGCUCUGGAGUAUUCAAUGUGGAUGGCGACCUCUGGAAAUUCCACCGCGCGAUGACGCGCCCAUUCUUCAGUCGCGACCGCAUCUCGCACUUCGAUGUAUUCGACAGACACGCAGAAGAGGCUUUAAACCACGCAAAGGCUCGUGUGUCGGAGGGCGUCCCCUUCGACUGGCAGGACCUCGUCUCGCGCUUCACGCUCGACUCUGCAACCGACUUCCUCUUCGGCAAGGACGUGCGCUCACUCUCUGCCCCACUCCCCUAUCCCCCGACGUCCCCGCAGGCCCAGCACGACACCAGCGCCUCGCAUCCUGCCAACCGUUUCGCCCGCGCUUUUCACGGGGCCCUGAUCGCGUCGGCAAAGCGCUCGCGCUACACUACCUCAUGGCCGCUGUGGGAGUUCUGGAAGAGCAAGGUGGACGAGCACAUUGAGGUCCUCGAGGAGUUCAUACAGCCGUUGCUCCACGACGCGCUGGCGAGGAAGGCCAAGUCCCCCGAGGUGAAGGUCGAGGUGGCCGUAGAAGACAAUGCGACGCUACUCGAGCAUCUCGUCAAACUCACGGACGAUCCGCAGAUCAUCAGAGACGAGACAGUUAAUAUCCUGCUUGCGAGUCGCGAUACAACUGCCAUCACGCUCACCAUGGCUGGAUACAUGUUAGCGGAGCACCCAGACAUCCUGCAGCGUCUGCGCAAGGAGAUCCUUGGCAUUGUCGGUACGCGGCGGCCCACGUAUGACGAUAUCCGAGACAUGAAGUUCUUGCGCGCGUUCAUCAAUGAGGUCUUGCGCAUGUACCCACCUAUCCCCUUCAAUGUCCGCUUUUCCACCGCGCCUACGGUCUGGCCUUCGCCCGAGGGUGACUACUACUUCCCCGGGGGCACUAGAUGCUUGUACUCCGUGUUCUGCAUGCAGCGCCGCAAGGACUUGUGGGGCCCAGAUGCCGACAGAUUCGACCCGGACCGUUUCCUGGAUGAGCGUCUUCAAAAAUAUUUGUCACCGAAUCCGUUUAUCUUCCUGCCGUUCAAUGCUGGUCCACGCAUCUGCCCGGGACAACAAUUCGCGUACAACGAGGUGUCGUUCAUGCUCAUUCGCUUGCUGCAACACGUGUCGAAGAUUGAGCUCCACCCAGACGCGAAUCCGGAGUCGGUUGCUCCUCCGGGCUGGGACGUUUCGUCACUCUCGGAUGGCCAGGACAAGGUGAUCGUCAAGUCGCAUUUGACGAUUUAUGUGGCGGGCGGGCUGUGGGUUAAGAUGCAGUUUGAGGACCCCGAAGGUCAUUGAGGGUUAAAAUUCCAAAAUUACUUUGCACAUAAGAGCGGGUUUUAUUGGAUUUGUUGUAUUCUCUAUCUCUGGAAUAUGGACAGUGUUCAUAUCGUGCUCGUCAAGUUUGUACUGAUUAUCACUCCGUUUUUCAAGUUAUUGGGUACUCUGACUUAUCUUAUGGGCUAGUAAA